Opisthocomus hoazin is the source of this 648-nucleotide messenger RNA. NCBI's taxonomy places the organism in Eukaryota, Metazoa, Chordata, Aves, Opisthocomiformes, Opisthocomidae. The record is from RefSeq and is a predicted model, not a curated record.
AUGUGCAGCCGUUGGGUUGUGUUAGUCUUCUGCUGCUUGGGACAGCUGCGUGCAGAUCAAAGCCUGAAGCCUCGGACUGCAGCCCCUCAGCUUGUCACAAACAAUCCCACUCUCAGUACAGUUGCUCUGGAAAAACCUUUCUGUAUGUUUGACAGCUCACUGUCUCUAAAUAAAUCUUAUGUCAUCUACUUGUAUGCAAUGAAGGAAUCGGCAAGUGCAGUAAGCUCCCUGGUGACCAACAAGAGCAAACCACUGGACAGCACCUUCCAACAAACAAGCGGGGGACAGCUUGGACCUUACAAGGCUGCGUUGUUCAACGUACCCAGCUGUGCUUCACCUCCCAAGCUCACUGAUGUCAGAGAUGCCAACAAAGUUUCCGAUGUCCUGGCACGAUACCUCUUCAGAGUCGGCAAUGACGGGACGUGUUUGUAUGACCCCAACUUCCUGGCUGUCUGUAACCCACCUCUUGCACCAGACACAACAUACAGGUUUAAAUACGUGUUGGUAGAUAGCACCGAAGGUACCCUGAAAGACCAAACUCUCUGGUCUGAUCCAGUCAAAACCAGAAGAGGGCAUCAGAAGAUUCUUCUGCAGAGACAAGGUGUGUGUCUCAGACUAUUCAACACGGUGAACCGAGACCACAGUUAG